AUGCUCAAAGUAGACAGAUUCCUGAUCGGUGCAAAAUCCGGUUGCAGUGUUGUUGGAUUCAGGAACCUGGUGCUGAGAGAUGCGGAAGAUGAAAACCCCCAGAAUUUUCUCUGGCAAAGUUUUGAUCAUCCAACUGAUCAGUGGUUACCUGGAAUGAAGCUUGGGUGGAAUUUGCAGACUGGUCAUGAAGUUUUUUAUACAGCUUGGAAGGGUGAAAAUGACCCAGCUUCAGGACAAUAUACACUGCACCUAGAUCUUACUGGAUAUCCACAAGUUAGUCUCAAGAAUAGAACAUCUGAGAUUUUUAGCUCAGAUGGAUUCCUCAAAUAUUCUGAUAUCAAAUUGCCAGAUACAAAGCACUCUUGGUAUAAUGAAUCUAUGAGCCUUCAAGAGUGUGAACAAGUUUGCUUCAGGAAUUGCUCUUGUAUGGCUUAUUCCACUCUCAGUAUAAACAAUGGAGGAAGUGGUUGUUUGAUUUGGUACGAAGAUUUGGUUGAUAUGAGAACAGUACAGAAUGGGCAAGAUUUGUAUAUUAGACUGGCUUCUUCUGAAAUACCAGAUCAAACAAAGAAAAAGUUGCUAAAUUGGCCAAAUGGCUUCAACAUAAUUAAUGGAGUUGCGCGAGGGUUAUUAUAUCUCCAUCAAGAUUCUCGAUUAAGAAUAAUCCAUAGAGAUCUCAAAGCUAGUAAUGUUUUGCUUGAUACUAAUUUGAAUCCAAAGAUAUCUGAUUUUGGCUUGGCUAGAAGUAUAGAUGGAAAUGCAACUGGAGAUAACACAAAACGAGUUGCUGGAACACGUGGGUAUAUGUCUCCAGAAUAUGCCGGACAUGGAAUCUUUUCAGUUAAAUCGGAUGUAUUUAGCUUUGGCAUUUCAGUACUUGAGAUAGUCAGUGGUAGGAGAAAUAGUGAAUUUGUCAAUGAUGAUCAAUACCUGACUCUUCCUGAACAUGCAUGGAAGCUUUACAGAGAAGGAAGAUCAAUUGCACUGGUUGAUGAACAUAUAGCUGGUUCAUGUGAUGUAGUUCAAGUUCUACGGUCAAUUCAUAUCGGCCUUUUAUGUGUGCAGCAAUUUCCAAAGGAUAGACCGGACAUGUCUUCUGUAGUUCAAAUGUUGAUUAAUGAUUUUGCAUUACCUCAAGCUAAAUAGCCUGGCUUCUUUUUUGGCGAAGAAUAUCCUUCAAGCAAACAUGCAAAAAGUUCCCUAAAUGAAGUUACUAUUACGACAUUGAGUCCUCGUUGAAUGUAUAAUUUAAAUUUAUUUACACUCAAUAUGGAUAAAGCUUAG
Ipomoea nil (Japanese morning glory) is the source of this 1284-nucleotide messenger RNA. Its product is annotated as G-type lectin S-receptor-like serine/threonine-protein kinase At4g27290. Gene Ontology annotation, molecular function: protein kinase activity; ATP binding. The record is from RefSeq and is a predicted model, not a curated record. The coding region runs from base 1 to 1146 and encodes 381 amino acids. NCBI's taxonomy places the organism in Eukaryota, Viridiplantae, Streptophyta, Magnoliopsida, Solanales, Convolvulaceae. The transcript has 6 exons. Gene Ontology annotation, biological process: protein phosphorylation.